Molecule: messenger RNA, 6597 nt
Organism: Cherax quadricarinatus
Lineage: Eukaryota; Metazoa; Arthropoda; Malacostraca; Decapoda; Parastacidae
Molecular function (GO): zinc ion binding; nucleic acid binding
Source: RefSeq, a predicted model, not a curated record
GUCAGCGCGCCCAGACACGCUUGCCAGUGUAAACAAACCACGCACCGCGAGUCACCCGCCACGUUUUAAUAAAGUUCUCCGGCCUUCCCUGUUCUUUCCAAGUCCAUUUCGAUAAUUUUGCCUACGUCAUUGAAGCCUCAUAGCAGUGUACAAAUCCUAAGAGGCGUGUAGUGUUACCAGUGCAUCACUGAAAGUUCAGGACCUUCAGCACCUUAUACCAUACCUUCGUUCAUCUCCUGCACUCAAAGUUAAGUAAACAGUGACUUACCUAGCAUUUCCUAAUAUUUUGUGACAUUAUUUAACUGUCCUGCACCAGUACAGUUGUCGCUGAAGCCAUACUUUCAGUAAAUUGUUCAGUUUUAGACAUCAGUGUACACUUUGUACAUUUUGCCACUUACCUACAGCUUCUUAAAUUUUGUACAUUUAUUUUGCACUCCUGCACUUUAAAUUCCAGCAUAUUAUUCUGCAUCUUGUACCUCAGUUGUCAUUGACUUAAAUUGUUCAGUGUUAACCAUUUAUACAAUUUCCUUUCAUAAUACAGUUUGCAAGUAAUUCCUGUGUGCUGUUAUUUUGAUAGUUGCACCUGCAAGUUAGCCACAGAUUGUUGACAACCCUGUACAGUUUUGUUUGUUAGUGUUUUUUUUUUUUUGAAGUGUAAUCUCCAAGUUCUUAAGUAUUAGUUUGUUUAUUCUACCUGCAGUGAUACAAUUUGUGCCUAGCCCCUUGCACUUUUCUCCUGUGUCCCCAUUUAUUUGCUCUACAUAUAUUCUGUUUUAUCUAUAUUCUAUGUUUUAUCUGUGAAUAUUCACCAAUGUGCAUUGCAUUUUGCUAUUGUGUAUGCCCAAGUCAAUGAGUGCAUUUUUGGGAACCUGCUUAUUUACCAUUAAUUACCAAAAUUACUUGUGAAGUUUAUUAAUUUUGUUCCAGAGAUUGAGUAAUUUUUGCUUUUGCCAGUGUACACCCUGCUAACACCAGUUAACCAUUGCCCUAUUAUUGAAUUUAAUAAUUUGCAUUUUUAUUAAUUUUAUUUUGUGUGCAAUAUAGCAUUUCUUGAUACAGUGCAUUUUUUUCUGUGAUUUUUGGCACUAUUCCAUACUCUGAUAUCUUUGCUGUGUCAGCCUCCCUUGGUGCAAGUGAAUUAUUUUUUUUUUUUUGCAUUCCAAAUUGCAACUGCCAGCACCUGCAACCUUUUUCUGCAUGUUGAGAAAGCUUGCAGCACAGUUUAGUGUUGUGUAAUACCUGAUUUAUUUUAAAUUUUGUGCAAUUUUUGCUACCAGUGUUUACAGUUCAACUCCUUUUCAUAAAUUUUGUUGCCAGUCUACUGGUGCAAUAUUAAAUACCCUUAGCAUCAUUUUGUGUAUUCCCCUGUAGUUCAUUCACUUGCAUACACAUCUCUUAUUUUGUGUUUCAGAGUGUACCACUAUUUUUUGUUGUUGUUGUUUCGCUCAAAUUAUUUCAAUCACUAAGCAGUUUACCUAGUACCGUGGUGCUGUGUUCUCUCUGACUCCGUGUUGAGUUGUAGCCAGUGCAUACCAUUUCUUGCUCUGAUCUGUUUACCCUCUUUGUGACCUGCUUUGCGUUUGAACAAUUGACAUCAUGACUAAGACACGCAGUGGCCGUAAUAUUAGUCCAUUUUCUGCUGACGCUGGCAAUGGUGCCUCAGCCGGCGUGAUCACGCAGCAGGAGGGCGAAGCCUCCCUUACAGUUGGUCAAGUCGUGGCUCAAGUCUCGACCACUAGUGGGUCGGCUUAUCAUCCAUUCCUGACCCUUUUUUUUGACGGUCGUUCGAAUAGGUUAGAGCCAUUCCUGCAGUCAGUCGAGACGACUGUUAAGGCUCAAUAUGAUAGUCCCUCUGACGCACAGUACAUUCGUGCUGCUGUUGCAGCAAUGGAUCUCACCCGGGAUGAUAUAGGUACCUUUGUGCAACUCGAUCACGUUUGUGAGAUUCAAUCUUGGGUUGCGCUUAAGGAGGAAUUUAGGCACUAUUUUCGGCGUAGUCGCCAACGCCAUUACCUUGAGAUCUUGACCAGCGUCUUGGCCAAACGUCAGUACAGGCACGAAAGCCCCCUGUCUUGCCUUUGCCGUUUUGAGCAAGCUGCUAAAUAUUUUGGUGAUGCAAUACGUUCCACUAAGUGGGUGACUGGUGACGAGAGUAUCAAGGUUAAAGACAUUGUCCCCAUGCUAGCUGUAGGCAUCAUGCGGAGGGAUGCCCCCCCUAGUCUCCAGGGUGCCAUUGAUGCGCUAGGGCUCGGCCCUGAGCACACAGUCCUGGGUGCAUACAAUGCCAUUGACGCAAUCAAGCCGCCUGCUGAGAAAGGCAAGGUUUGUCGCUUUGCGGACGAUCCUAUGCCCGUCUUCCUGGCAUCAUCCACAGCGAUGCCACAGGCGCAGCCGGAGGUCACUUUUGCCGCAGCUGUCAGACAGCCGGCCCUCAAAGCUUCCAACCCCAGUUCUACUAGCACUUGGCUGAGUAAAAAUAGUGACUCCAGUAACAACAGUCGGUCCAAAACAAAGAAGCCGUCACUGACUUCCUCGACCAAGGCAAAACGUCACCAGCACACACCACCUCCAGCACCACCUGCUAAGCGCGUGGUGACUUGCUUUAAUUGUGGCAAACGCGGGCAUUAUCGAUCCGAAUGUUACAAACCUAAGUCCCCGCGAGGUAACCGUCACUGUCCCCACACUCAGUAUCGAGAAGGAGUCUGCAUGUAUCACAACACUUCCAGUCAUACCUCUAACGAGUGCUACAAGCUGCGAAGUAUCCUGUCAGCGCAGCGGAGCAAGCAUUCGUUGCACAAUGCACGUGCUAGCAGGAGCCCUUCCUACUAGUUCGGAGGAAGAGGCACGUCCGAGAAAUCAGUGAAAGGACGUAGUAACCCUGUCGGAGUCGCUGUAUUCCGUCCCUGUCCUCGAUGCGUUCGCUGCCCUGGGCAGUGAUACGCUUGCCGACAGUGAGGAAACAGAGUGCCCUGAUGUUGUUGCAGAGACUCGUACCGUACCUUGGUUAUAGGGUUUAAAACCAUGGCAGACCUUAGGAUCCACUUAGAUCCGGCUGAGUGAAAAGCAGAUUUCAAUGGAGUGGGUGUGCCCUUCUGUGGCUUGCGCUUAGGAUUCACUAUGUGCUACUCUGUCUCAGAGUAUGCACAGCGUCUGGAAUCAUUGGAAACCGAUGGUUUCCGUAGAACAUUCUCCCCGGGGUCGGUCUCUUGUCCUGAUCAACCUCGUAGUAGAGCUCGUUGCCCGUCACCUCCUGGCCAUCAGCGCUUAGUUACUAGUGAAACCGAGUCUGGGGAUGCCAGUCUAACCUUCACUCUAACUCUAGCGUUGUUGUAGAGAACAGCAGUUGUCAAGCCGCAGAUCCCCCUCGAUGACCAGAGCAAAGAGUUGACAGCUUUCUCUACACCAAACGGUCAUUACCAGUUCAGGAGGAUGCACUACGGCUUGCGUGGAAGCCCAAUCACGUUUAGUCGUUUGAUGAUGACAAUUUUCCGUACCCUCCUAGGUGGCACACUCAUGGUCUACCUAGAUGAUCUCAUAGUCAUGCUGCAAGAUGUCCCGACACAUCUCGAGAAACUUGACAGGGUGUUGGACAAGCUAGCUCAGGCAAACCUUAAGGUAAAGCUAUCCAAAUGUCAUUUCCUCCGGAAGGAAAUAAAAUUCCUGGGUCACGUAGUGACUUAGAAUGGCAUAAAGACGGACGAAUCUAAAAUCUCGGCCGUACAGAAAUUCCCCAGACCCAUGACGGCGGAUGCAGUCCGGUCCUUCAUAGCCCUGGUGGGUUUCUACCGCACCUUUAUCGCAGGUUUCUCCACCAUUGCUGCACCCCUGACAAACUUACUCAAGAAGGACGCCCCUUUUGAGUGGACGUGUGAUCAAGAACGAGCUUUUGUCACUCUCAAGAACAAGUUAACAUCAGCCCCAGUCCUUAGAUUCCCUGAUUUCUCCAAGGCAUUUACCUUGACGACUGAUGCCAGCAAAGUUGGCAUCGGUGCAGUCUUGUCACUGGAAUCUAAUGGUAAGCAACAGCCUGUUACCUAUGCUAGCCGUGUCCUUACUAAAGCAGAAGUCAAUUACUCAGUGACAGAGCUAGAAGCUUUAGCCAUUAUAUGGGCCUUGUCAUUUUCGGGAUAUCAUCUACCAUUAUCCUAUCAAGAUUUACACAGAUCAUCUACCUUUAUUGGCCCUUUUCGCUAAUAAGAACCUCUCGGAAAAGCAUGCUUGGUGGUCGCUCAUGUUCUGAAAUUUGCUAUGUCCCAGGUAAGCAAAAUGUUGUAGCUGAUGCCCUGUCGAGGCAUAUAGCAUUCGUGAGUGUCGACAACUCGUUCUCUGUUGAGGAUCUUAGAGAGAGCCCAACGGCAGGACCCUGUGUGGUCUCCAGUCCUUCGUUUCCUGACCAAGGAGGACGUUGACUUACAAGUCAAGUCUCCCGUUCCACUGAAGGAUUUAGUGGUCAACCAAGGAGUACUGUGCCGUGUUGCACAGCUGGUGGACCCUGGCAGAACCAUAUACCAACUGGUGAUACCGGAGUCCAUGAUACCAGCUACUCUUAGGUUGAUCCACGAUGUCCCAGAUGUAGUGCACCCCAGGAAGGACCGCAGUAUCAAACAGGCACGAAUGAAAUAUUUCUGGCCUAAGAUGGCAGCGGACAUUGCCAAGCAUGUACACCAGUGUGUUGUUUGCUUACAGCACAAGUGUACCGUUACAGGUCCUAACCCCAUUCUAAAGUAUCCCAUUACAAAGGAGCCCUGGGAGAGAACUUCCGUCGACCUGUUGACGAACUUUUGGACCUCGGAGAAGGGAAAUAAGCACCUGCUUGUAAUGGUAGAUAACUUGACACAGUACACUGAAUUAGUACCCAUUCCUGAUAAAACUGCCCAGACUGUUGCUAAUGCUUUCUGUGAGCAUGUUGUUCUCCGUCAUAUCUGCCCACGUGUCCUUCUGUCAGACAAUGGGUCUGAGUUCAUAAAUGCCAUAAUGCAGGAUCUUUGCUCCAGAUUUAACAUUCACCAAUCGCCAGUAGCUCCACGCCACCCUGCGAGUAAUGGUCUUGCUGAACGUACAAAUUGCAAAGUCCUGGAGGUGCCUAGGGUAACCGUUAACCCAAGUUGUACAUGUGAUGAGGCUAUCCCAGAUGUUCAGUGUAUAUUAAACUCCUCCCUCAACAGCUCGAUCGGUGAGACACCUCAUUUUGCUUUGUAUGGCUAUGACAAGUGCUUACCGUACGAAAUUUGUUUGCUCCGCCUCGACCUACUUACGACACUGAUAACCCAGUGUAGUAAAGAUGCGGACUAUGCAGCUUGUUUUCCAGCAGCUACAAGAGAACCUUAUGAAAGCUACUGAUAGGUUCACAUCUGAGUGCAAUGCCCUUGCCAAGGAAAGCAAAGUGGAACCAAGUUGCAAAGUUAUGUUGCUCAACCUGGUGCAGACCCCAGGUAUGCACAAACUUGUCCCUAAAUUCAUGGGCCCUUACCGUGUCCUCCGACAGCUCCGUGGCAAUAAGUUCAAGGUGAGGGAGAUUGCUAUGGAACUAUCAAAGAAGCCCACCUUGAUCACGUGAAGUAUGUGGACCACGUGCAAGCCGAAGCAGAGCUGGAGUCGCGUGCGUUGCAACGCCACAAUCAGACCAAUGCUAGGGACAACUCGUCUACUACUUCUCCCACUACUACUGUUACUGAUGACAGCCCAGUAAGGUUCCAUAGUUAUGGCCUGCGACCCAGGACAACAGUACAUUUCUGUGACAUUGACGUACCUACUGACUUGUCUGACUCCUACGCUAGUUAUGCUUGUUUGCUUGCAGAAAUGGGUAUAAAUGCACACACAUUGUAUAGUUAGUGGAUAAUGGAGUCAGGGUGGACAUCAUCAUGUAAGUAUGUAAAUAAUUUUAGAAGGGUACCCAGAGUAUGAUGAAUUCCAUGGACAUAGUAUUAUUGUAGGUAUGUGCACCCAGUGUAUCUUUUAAAGCCUGUAUUGCGGUCAGGGCAGUGCUGCCCUUUGAGUCAUAUGUCACACCUUAGGAAAUCCUACCGUCAGUCAUUGUUUGCAGAUGUGAGGGUGCAACAGCGUUCAUAGACGAAUAGUCAAGCCUGAUGUUCAACCCUGCGGACAACCUGUAUAUAGAAGAUUUUAGUUCCAGUGCUGAUGUCUCCGGACUUUCUCCUCAAUGAAGCUGCGCGGGCAAGCCAGUUUUCUCUUCUUCCUGGAUGGGAAGUUUUUUUUUUUUUUUUUGCCUGUUGCAUUUUAUGUCCAUUUUUGAUUUACGAGUGAGUGAAAGCCAGUCCCUCCCUGGGGUAGCUAGUGUAAGUAAUUCUUUUGCACCUACGGGCCCACCAGUAGUGUGUGGCCGAGCAAAUGUAGACAGCCUGUACUGUCAGCACAGACAGCCUAUGCUGUCUGCCAGCUUAGUUCAUAUUUCGCGGCACUUAAGUGCUGCCCUCUCUAGGCCUACCCAGGUCAGUGGGUCGCUGGGCCUACUCGGUCUCACUUCACGGCUGACUGACUCGAGAGGUACAAGUGCUCCCCUCCACGGACUGGCUAUCGGUCAUUCCCUCACAUUGCCCGUUGUAUACUCACUCCUAUCCAAUUAAAGCCAAACUAGUC